AUGUCCAUCGUUGCGUGGUUGGUGAUGGUGUUGGCGGCGAGCGUGGCGCACGCGUCGUUCCAUCGACACUUCUACGAGUUUCUCGUCGACAAAUUCACCAAGCCGAUCGCCGAUGAUUUGUUGCGCGCCGAUUUGGGCAAACGCGGCUCGUUCGGCGGCGGCAAUCCGAACGCCAGCGGCCUUCCGAUUGUGGUGGUGCACGGUCUCGCCGGCUACGCGGGCCUCUCGAAGAAGUCGCUCCUCAAGAAGUACUACUCAUACGGCCAACCGAACGGCACCGUCUUCUCGACGACGUACGCGAAAGGCCGAUUGAUGGACUCGCUUCAGCACGGAAUGCAGUGCGAUUAUGUUCUCAAGGUGCGAACUUUGAUUUUGGCGGUGCACGAGUACACGAAGAAGCCGGUGAACGUCGUCGCCGUUUCGAUGGGCUCGCCGAUAUCGCGCAAGGCGAUCAUCGGCGGCCAUUGCGUCGACAGCGGCGUGAAUUUGGGCCGUCCAAUCAAUCAUCUCGUCCACAAUUUCGUCUCGGUCGCCGGCGCCAACAACGGCGCGCUGAUGUGCUCCAGCUCGCCGUUCGUCAACGGCGUGUGCAGUCCGAUUCAUGGAAUGAGCUGCCGCUCGCGAUUCAUUCAGGAGAUCAACGCUCAACCCUAUCGCUACGGCAAAAACAUGUUUGUGAUCUACUCGGUGGCCGAUGAGAUCGUCGGACUGCACAACAACUGCGGACAAAUGUCGUCGCUGUUGGCCGGCGCGACGACGAUUGUGAAGACGCGCCUACUCCAUGGAGCCGUCAUCGGACAAACCACUGAGGACCAAUGGCGAGCCCUUCAGACGCCAUAA
This is a messenger RNA of Caenorhabditis bovis, 840 nucleotides long. Lineage: Eukaryota; Metazoa; Nematoda; Chromadorea; Rhabditida; Rhabditidae. The record is from the annotation of a GenBank genome assembly.